Molecule: messenger RNA, 2596 nt
Organism: Loxodonta africana (African savanna elephant)
Lineage: Eukaryota; Metazoa; Chordata; Mammalia; Proboscidea; Elephantidae
Product: olfactory receptor 8B3-like
Exons: 1
Coding region: 1085-2071 (328 amino acids)
Biological process (GO): G protein-coupled receptor signaling pathway; sensory perception of smell
Cellular component (GO): membrane
Molecular function (GO): odorant binding; olfactory receptor activity; G protein-coupled receptor activity
Source: RefSeq, a predicted model, not a curated record
GGACAGCUAUGCUGGAUUUCUAACCAGAACAAAAGAAUUAUAUGCUCUAGGUGAAUGCCGUGUGCUCUAUGACAUGCUGGCUCUGGUGUCAAGUCUGUGGUUUCCCUGCACACAACCUCUUGUCAAAUUUCUAAUUACAACUUUGAUAUAUAUAUCUCAGAAUGACUCUUGGAACAUUCAGGCUGUGAGAUCUGUGCUGUGAUCCUCUUAUCGGUAUAGAGAGAAGUUUCUGUUACUACAUCUGGUCAACUUUGGUAUCUCCAAAGUCAAUUCUUCCAGGACAGUGGAGGUGGAAACGCAUGUAAAGUCAACACUAAGGUCUUCAGUUGAGGAAGGGUGAGUUAAUCAAAUUUUUUAUUGUUCUCAUUCACUGUCUAUGUUGCCAAAAAAGGAGGAAAUAUAUGGCAUAGCAAGACACUCACAGGCAUGCAGCUCUGACUCUAUGGCCUGCACCAUUCUCAGUGUACUCUGAGUUGGUAAGACAGCAGUAACAGUAGCAGUUCCAAGUGGCACAUCCAGUACAAAGCAACAUCAGAGGAAGAAGAGCUGUGUCUCUUUCCUAAAUUUAUUUGUCAAGGUACAAUAUACAUAUAGAAGUGUUUACAUAAGUGUAUACCUUGAUGAAUUUUAACAAACUUGACCACUUCUGUAACCAGCAUCCAGAUUAAUUGUGUUUCUCUUUUAUGCCCUCGUGCAGGAGCCUGGGAAAACACAUCCACCUUCCUUUCUUAUCGUCUGUCUAGCUGGGAUGGGACAAAGAAGGAGAACACGUAGAAACACUGAGGUGUAUGACUGGUUAUAAAUGUUAGGCUGCUAAGGUUCUCCUCAAUACCUGGCACACUUUUAACUUCAAGGGUAAACUUGUACCUCAGCUACUCCGUCUUUGUACCUUCUGGUGAAGACAGGAAGAAUUGUUCAUCACAAGUUAGCUCAUGCAGACAAAAGAUAGGGUUAUUGAAUUGUUGAGUGAUGUGUGUGGCAGUACAUUCAGACUCCACAAAGCAAAGGAAGACUUAAAUUCUGCCAGUCUGAGUCUCUUUGUAAUGAGUGAGUGUGUAUAAAGAGAAAUCUGGGUCCUUUACUAAUGAAAAUUUUCCGUUUUCCUCACAGAUUUCCAAAUAUGAGAAUACUGGCAAGAAAUGACUCAUUAGUGACUGAAUUUAUUUUUGCUGGAUUAACAGAUCGUCCAGAGCUCCAGCAGCCUCUGUUUUACUUGUUUCUAAUGAUCUACAUUGUCACCAUGGUGGGCAAUCUCUGCUUGAUUGUUCUUAUUGGGAUAAAUUCUCACCUCCACACCCCCAUGUACUAUUUCCUUUUUAAUCUAUCCUUCAUUGACCUCUGUUUCUCUUCUGUUUUCACCCCCAAAAUGCUGAUGAACUUUGUAUCAAAGAAGAAUGUCAUCUCCUAUGAUGGGUGCAUGACCCAACUGUUUUUCUUUCUCUUUUUUGUCAUCUCUGAAAGCUAUAUGCUGACCUUGAUGGCCUAUGAUCGUUAUGUGGCCAUUUGCAAUCCUUUGCUGUAUAGGGUCACCAUGUCCCAUCAAGUAUGUUCUGUGCUGACACUUUCUGCAUAUGCCAUGGGAUUUGCUGGAGCCACUGCCCACACAGGCUGCAUGCUUAGACUAACCUUCUGCAAUGCUAAUAUCAUCAACCAUUACUUGUGUGACAUUCUCCCUCUCCUCCAACUCUCUUGUACCAGCACUUAUGUCAACGAGGUAGUAGUUCUCAUUGUGGUGGGUAUCAAUAUUACAGUACCCAGUUUUACCAUCUUAAUUUCUUAUAUUUUCAUCCUCAUUAGCAUUCUUCAUAUCAAGUCUACUCAAGGAAGAUCAAAAGCUUUCAGCACCUGUAGCUCCCACAUCAUUGCUAUUUCUCUUUUUUUUGGGUCGGCCGCAUUUAUGUAUCUUAUGUAUUUUUCUCCUGAAUCUAUGGAACAGCGAAAAGUUUCAUCUGUUUUCUAUACUAACGUGGGGCCCAUGUUUAACCCUCUGAUCUACAGCUUGAGGAACAAGAAUGUCAAAGCAGCCCUGAGGAAAGCCUUGAUUAGAAUCCAGAGGAGAAACAUACUCUAACUAGAAGCAGUGGUAAUGUAAAGAAAUUCAAGCAUCUCAAGUUUUUAUUGGUGCUUUUCAUGAGGAGACUGUUUACAACCACGAUGAUUCUACAGAUUGUGUUAUGUAUGAUUUAUUAGACUUGUUUUUGUCACUUCCUUUAUAGCUAAUCUUGUCUCAUUCUUUUGUUUUUACCUACUGCAACUGUCUCAAGUUUACUAAAUAAUCAAUAGUGUGUUUAUAAAAGGAACAUACAUACUGAGUAUUUUCAUUAUUGUUUCAUUCCCCUUCUGUCUUCUGGUCUAUUCCCAAACUGAACAAAUAUGGUGAGUUCCAUAAGUAACCUAAGGCAAAUAACAUUACAGCUUGCUCACCUAAACACUGAAUUGCCCAAUACAAUAAAAGCAAUCUCGUUCUUAUCAAUAUUGUUACUGUUAUAAAAACAUAGGCAGUAGGAUUUAAUGAAAUGCCUUUAUCAAAACUGUGUAUGCAGUUUAAAAUAGAACCUAGUCCUCCUGUUCUUUCCCUUUUGUUCUACUUGGCUUA